This is a messenger RNA of Bombus huntii, 2379 nucleotides long. RefSeq names its product CXXC motif containing zinc binding protein. The transcript has a single exon. Gene Ontology annotation, molecular function: zinc ion binding. Bases 313 to 798 code for a protein of 161 amino acids. Lineage: Eukaryota; Metazoa; Arthropoda; Insecta; Hymenoptera; Apidae. The record is from RefSeq and is a predicted model, not a curated record.
GCACAUACACGAUUCAAAAAUUAUACUUUAACUAUUUACGAUACGUUUAUAAUACUUGGUUUAAAAGUAGCUCUCGAUUGACAGUAUAGUAUAACACGAGACAAUUUGUGUAGAAGCGUCCAUGUGUUGUUACUUGUGCAAUUAAUUGUAUGGAGAGAAAUAUCGUUUGUACAUUUACGAAUCAUUCGUUUGUAACAUAACCUCAAUAAGGUUAUAUUAUUUUAACAAAUAUACAUAUACAUAUAAUAAUAUAGGAAACAUCAAGGCACGCGUGGAACUGUCGUAAAAGGGAGAGAGCUAGAUCUUAUCAGAAUGGUAAAGAUAGCAUUUCAGAUAAAAGCUACGUUAGAAAAUAUAGAGGAACUGAAGCCAUCGGGAACAGAAUUUAGAUGGUACCUCAAAUUUACUUGCUGCAAUUGUGGCGAAGUAUCAGAAAAAUGGAAUUAUGUAUCUUUGAGCGAGUCCAUUCCAAGUCAAAGAGGAAACUCAGUGAAUCACUUUGCGAGCAAAUGCAAACUUUGUUCUCGCGAAAAUUCCAUGAGCAUCUUGGAGGAUUCCAUCAAAUCGUUUCUCGCGAACGAUCAGGAGAAAUUCCAAACGAUAGCGAUAUUCGAUUGUCGGGGCCUCGAACCUAGUGAUUUCUCAGCAAGAGAAGGAUGGACUGCCAAAGCCGUAAACGAUGGAAAAGUAUUUACAGAUAUAGAUUUAAGCGAAGGAGAGUGGGCUGAUUAUUGCGACAAGAUUAAAGAACCUGUUGGAAUUUAUGAAAUAGAACACAGAUUUGAAAGAAUGAAAUAAUAAGUUUUACGUGCUUGUUGUUACUGCAAUCGAUUCACACAUAAUGGGAUACUCUACGAAAAAUAGAAAUACUUUGAAUUCAAUAUAAAUUUUACAAAAAUAGAGGCGAUAGAUUCUCUUUUAGCUUUGUGUCUUUUCCUUGUUUGCUCAUCUUUUCACUACUAAGCUGAUACUCUACUUUAAUGGUAUUCUGUUAAACAAUUUGUUUCAAUGUACAUACAUGUGUAAUCUGCGCAUAUAUUGUGCAUACAUAUAUUUAAAUACUUAUGUAAGCAGAGACAUUCAAAGGUGCCUAUAUCGAUUUGAAAUUUGUAAUUUUCUAAUCUAGAUAAUAAAAAGCUAUUUGUUUGUUGCCAUUGAAAACGUAGAAUAUGAUUUACACGUUCUUGCACAUUCAUGUAUACACAAAUCUACUAUGAUAUAAUAAAUACAUAUUUAUAAUACGAACAGGAUAGAUACUUACUAUUGCUACUACUAUAAGCUAGGCAAAGAAAAAGUAAGACGAUCUGCCGCUAUUAGCGACAUCGUUAAAUCGUGUAGGAAAGAAUACCAAGGUAAACGAAUGCACAUUUCCAACGACGUAAUAUAAUUUAUUCAUAAUCAUAUAAAAAAAGACCAUUUAACCUCGUAAAUGGUUUAGUACAGAGGAAAUUUGCAACAAUAAUUUUAUAACUCUUCCAAGUUGAUUGAAAAUUGCCGAUUAUACCCUGCACCUGAAUAACCGGGUGACUAGCAUUGCGCGUUAGCAGGGGGGAGGUUGAAAAUUUUAUUCGUUAACCAAUCAACAAGCCAUAGAAGAGUUUGAACAAGACUAGUCAGCUAUGCGAUUAGAACUCGUUCUUUAGUGCGUACUUACCUUCGGAAUGUUUCGGUCUACUUAAUUAGUUAAGGUAAUGAAAACCAUAAAGACGAUGACGAUGAUACUGCUAAACAAUAAUAAUAGUACUAGUAAUAGUAACGAUAAUGACGAAUGACGAUGACGAUGAUGGUGAUAAUAGUAAUAUAAAGUUGUCAUACUAAACAACAAUAUUCAGUUAGGAAAUUUUCGUAGUAACGUAUCAGCAUAUACUUGACAUAUCACGUUUACGCUAAUUCAGACCGGAACGAGCUUCUCCGCGUAAGAAAAUUAUAGUCAUAAUAAUAAUGGCAAUGAUGAUAAUAACGAUGACGAUGUUGAUGAUGGCAAUGAUGAUAAUAACGAUGAUGACGAUGUUGAUGAUGGCAAUGAUGAUAACAAUAUUCGUUUACUUGUAUAAAGUAAAAAUAAAGUAGAAAUUAAAUCUUCUCGAACGAAAAAUUAAACAUAUAUACAUAUAUGUGUGUAUAUGUAUACAAGUGUAUAGAUACACACGUAUCGGGUAUAAAAGUUGCGAAUGAAUUGACCUGAGCCAACCGUGAUUCACUGUGAAAUUAAUAGGUAUUUCACGUGUUACGGCGUUAACUUUAAAACUGGCUAAGAAAGUUGCAAUCACAGUGCCCAACGAAACGGGCAAAAUAAAUCACAAGAGAGGAUCAAAAAAAAAAAAAAAAAAAAAAAAAAAAAAAAAAAAAAAAAAAAAAAAAAAAAAAAAAAAAAAACGA